UCUGCCGCCGGUCCAGCCAACUUGGACAACAUGCCGCUUUCAAACAGACUCGUCACACCGCUGCAACUUUCCCUCCGCGUGCGUGGACCGAGAUGAUCUGAAGCGUUUCCUCGACGUGACACACACACGCCACAUGACCGACGCUAAAUCCUAAAAACCCUGAGAUGUGGACGGGACUCACCUGAGUGGACUAAAGGUUCAGAAGAAACCUCAACUUACAGACAAGCUUCUUUUACAUUUUUAUAUGUGGAGUAUUUUUAACCCCGGGUUUCAUUAAAAUGCGUGUGCUGUGGACCAAGUACGUUUUCUUCCUGGCGUAUUGCUCUGGAUUCACGUUUGGGAGUCCAAACAGAUGCGACGAAGUGCGCAAAGUUUUCCAACUCAGGCAAAUUGGACCAAAUCAAUUAUUGCCUCUGAGCCCCAGACCAGGUUCAGACCUUCAGGUGUGCAUGUCCAAGAACCUGACCUGCUGCACCAAAAAGAUGGAGGAGAAGUACCAGGUGGCGGCCCGGAGAGACAUCCAGAACCUCCUCCAGACAUCCAGCUCCAGCCUCAAGUUCCUCAUCUCACGCAAUGUGGCUGCUUUUCAAGAGACCUACGAGGCUCUGAUGAGGCAGGCAGAGAAUCACACGAACGUUGUCCUCCAGGAGUCAUACCGCAACAUGGCUGAUGAGGCUGUGGGCCCUGUGCGGGAACUCUUCACUGACAUUAGUCUCUUCCUGCUGGGGUCUGAGCUCAACGUUGAUGACUUGGUGCAGCGAUUCUUCGAGGCUCUCUUCCCGCUGGUCUACAAUCACCUCAUCAACCCAGGCCUCAGCGACAUAUCGCCAGGCUACGCCGAAUGUGUAAGGUCGUCCACCCGGGAUGUGAGACCGUUUGGUGGGGCGCCCAGCCUACUGGCUGAUCAGAUUGCCCGCUCUGGGGUCUCUGGGAAGCUUCUCCUUCAGGCGCUGCACCUCGGCAUCGAAGUCAUCAACACCACAGACCACUUACAGCUGAGCCGUGAAUGCAGGCGGGCCCUGCUCAAGAUGCACUACUGUCCUCACUGCCAGGGUUUAACCCAGUCCAAGCCGUGCAUGGGUUACUGCCUCAACGUGAUGCGGGGCUGCUUGGCAAGCAUGGCGGAGAUUGACACCCACUGGAGGGAGUUUGUUCGCUCGUUAGAGGGCCUGUCAGCACGGAUGCACGGGCCUCAGGAUUUGGAGCAAGUGCUUCUGGGAGUUCACACACUGCUUCAUGAUGCUGUCGGGCACGCACAGAAAAACGGACCCCGCCUCUCAGCACAGGUGCACAAACUGUGUGGCCCACCGAGCAGGAGGCCUGCGCAGUCAGUCAGCAUCCAGCACAGCAGCAGCGGCAGCAGCAGCAGAGAAUCCAUCCCUCUUAAAGCUCUUGUCAGAGUGUCAGGGGACUCGCUCGCUGUCAGGAGGAGGGACUUUCUGAACAGUCUGCGUCUGUACCGCACGUACUAUGGCGGCCUGGCGGAUCAGCUGUGUGUGAGUGAGCUGGCCUCCGGUGACGGGCUGUCCUGCUGGAAUGGAACCGACAUUGUGAAAAGCUACACCCUCCGUGUGGUUGGCAAUGGGAUCAAGGCUCAGAGUGCCAACCCUGAAGUCAAAGUGAAGGGAGCAGAUCCUGUAAUCAAUCAGAUCAUUGACAAGCUGAAACACAUCAAUCAGCUGUUGCAGGGGAAGUCCAUUCCUAAACUGGGAUCACUGGACCAGAUUGAAACAGGAAGUGGAGAUUUAGAAGGACGUUACAGCGGCGACUGCGACGAUGAGGACGGCUGUGGGGGUUCAGGUGGUGGUGAGGUUCAGAGGAAAGUCAGAGUCACCAAAUUGAGUCCAGAUGUGACCAGCGAUCACAAACAUCAUCAUCAUCAUCAUUACCCACCUGCCGAGGAUUCAGUUAUUGGGGGCAGAUCCAGGAGCCUUGGACUGACGGGGGCCAUCUGGGCCUUGAUAUUGCCUUGUUUACAUAUGCUCCUGGCCUUGUAACAGCUGCCCUUUCUGCAGCAUGAAACUUUGAAGACUGGAUUUCAGGCUUAUUUAUCCAGAAACCAGUGGACAAAACAAGCUCUGAUAUGUAACGGAGCACCACUUCCACACAGUGCAGGACACGGUAGAAGUGAAUGUGACUGAUCGUGUGGAAAUGACAAGACACCGUGGCUUACGUAAGACAGCAUAUGGUUCAGCUUUGCCAAUGUUAAUUAUUCUUUACUCGGCAUUCAUUAACACUAAAAAUUACUUAUUUAUAACAGCUGAUUUCAAGAGUAACUACAGCGCAAGUUGUAAAAGAUUGGUAUUAAUUUAAUUGUAUUUCUACGCAUAAUAUAUAUGGUCUGUGGAUGUAUAUAUGAAAGCAUUAAUUUGCAUCUGCAUAUCAUACUGUAAUGCACUCUACACAGUGCAGAUUGUACUCAUUUUAAGUGGGGUUUUAAAACUGCUGUGAAGAUCAAAGUAAUCUGAAAGGUUACUUUUGAUGUUGGAUUUGAAUUUGGAAAAAAUCUCCACAGCUUUUGCAGUUGCAAUAUUUUUACAAACUCAAAUUAAAAUGGCCUGUUAUUCUAAUACCGUCCCAGGAAUCCCUUCUGCGUAUAAUCCUCUAACAUUUUUUAUGCAGAAGUGCUUCAAUUAUUGGGGAAAACCUGCAGGAAUGUCUCAGAUGUGGACCUUAUGUUCUUGUGGAUUUUGCUCGAACCACGAAUAAUUCCAGACAUUUGCUUCCUUUCAUUUGUAAUAGCUGCCAUGCUGUCCAGAGUCCAUUUAAUUGGCACAUUUCAAUUGCAAAAUUGACCUGUAAUGCUACCGCUGAGAGAAACGGUGAAAGGAGAGGGGUGGGCAGGUAGAAGUGGGGGGCAAGUGAGAUGUGAAUUCAUACUCCUUUCUUCUUUAGGAAUAGAUUAGUUUCUUCAGGAGUCUAUUAUCAUCUUUCAAACUCAAUCCUCCUCUGCCUUCAUAGGCCUGGAUGGGAGCUGAUAGCUCCUGGAGCCACUGGUGAGGAAGAAUCCAAUUGCUCCUGCCUGCUACCUGAUGCAUACUGCUGUUGUGUUACUGGCAGGUUUCUGUGCAGAGGAAAAGAAAAACGAUUUGUUUCACAUAUGUCAUGCAUGUCUGGUCAAUGCCUGAAAGAGAAAAGUACUCAACGGUACCGAAAAUUGGUUCUUUGGCUCACAUAUCCUGGGAAGCUACUUAUAGAGCUGAAGAAAUAAUCCUACUGAGAUGCUGCAGGAGCUAAAAUAAUACUAUUUAAAACCAAAUUUCACUAUUCAUACACGGCAUAUAUGUGUAUAUACAUACACAUCACAGAAAUAAACAUGAAAACAUUAAAGCUGCUACUGUAAAUACACGACAGAGUAAGAAUUAACAUAAAUAUUCAAUUAGGGCUCAAAACAGCCAAAGGUACAAUCUCCUCAGGUACUCUGUUUGAUCAUAUAUGCAUAGGCACAGAUCUCGGUGCGGACGCAGGGGACACGUCUCCCUCAAUAUGUGCAUUUGUUCCCCCCAGUAAGAUGUAAGAAUUGAUAGAAUGCAACUCUGAGUUGCAACAAAGCCUCCGGUAAAAUGGGGGGCAGCAUGCAACCUCAAAAACAGUGGUUGCAAUCCGCCAUAAAACAGGAAAUGAGUCCUGGGGUUAAACUGGAGUAAACACGGCAGAAGCUGCUCCAAUACAGCUGCAAAUUAGUGAGAAAAAUGUAAACCAAAAGGUGGAAUUAAGGUAUUUGAGUAUUAGUAUUAGGACCACGGUUAAGAAAAAUACUAAUCAGAGAUUUUGAGAAUUAAGUCGUAAUAUUACGGGAAAAAAAUGUAUGAGAAUAAAGUCAUAACAGAACAGGUUCCCUCAAGUCAUAUGCAUUUUACCAUUUCCUGACAGUCCACUGUAGCCUACAGUUAUUUAAACUAGGGCUGCCCCUGACUAAUAAUUUUCCUAGUUGACCAAUAGUCGUCAUUUAGGGCCAUUAGUCGACUAGUCGCCCACAUGUUUUCAGUUAUUAAAUGAUAUAUUUUGGGCGGGGCAACACAAUGGUUUGAGUUGAAGGUGUGAGAAAGAAUAGUAUCAGUAACAUUGUUAACACUGUGCUACAUUACAGAGAAAUACAAAACCGUACUAAUGAACCUUCAUUAAUAUAGGCCUAUAUUUUAUCUACAAGUGCACGUCACACACUGAGCGAGCCGCCUGUUAAUGACGCUGUCGGCAAAGCAGUAAUGAUUGUGCUAAGUGGCUAAUGGGCAUGUAGCUACUUCCAUGUUUCAGAUGAUACGUCAUGUUUGUAGUCGACCAAUGAAGAUGAGUUUACAUAUCACCUUGGGUUCAUCCUUCACCUUCUCAAAAUGAUCCCACACUUUGGAUUUCCUGCCCGACAUGUUAUUAACCAGCCUGUGGAAUAACCGCAGGUACCAGGUCUGUAAAUUAACACGUCUCCUGUCUGACUGCUGAGCGUGGACACUUCCUGUGUCUGUCCUUUCAAAUUAAAUUCCCACAUGGUCCAGUCAUAUAGGUUUUGAUUUAUUUUGACAAAGCACAGUUCCUGAUAGAGUUUCAGGGGUUUUUUUUGUUUGGUUUUUCUGUGACUAAGCAACCAAUGAAAUUUUGCAGACUAAUGACCUCUCUAGUCUCCUAUUAGGGGGCAGCCCUGUUGUAAACUAGUAAAAAGUUUGGACUGCAGUGUGCGUCCUCCCUCUGUGGUAGCUCUGUGUCGCUGUGUGUUCUUCCCACUGAAAAGCUCAAGGAAGCAGCUGUAAGCUGCAUUUUGUUGGAGGCGGUGAGGAUAACAUUUGUGUGGACAAUAUAACCACACAGCCACUCAGUAAUGGUGAGAUUUAUGACUGAUCAGAAGUGUUUGUAGUUAGUUUCCACCCCCAAUAAAGAUUAGCACACAGCCGCUUCCAUAAACUCUGUCUUGUCCACAGACGGGCCCAAACAGAGUAAAGCAAUAACGUAGUGCACAGCAGACUGAGAGGGCAGGUAGAGUUUUUUCUUGAAACAUCACAAAUUUAUUCCCAUUAAAGUAUUUUACUCUUGUAAUAUUUUAACUUUUCUCUCUAAAUAUUACAACUACAUAAAAAUAAAAAGCAAUGAGUGGCCAGCUCACUCAGUAAAAGUCCAUGGUACCGGCAGACAGUCCAAAAAAAUCAUCCGAGGCACUCUGACCGUAGUUAAAAAUCCUCUAUUAAUACAUGGAUAAACCAGCUAGAGAGUCUUCAUCAGGGUGUAAAAGAGACUCUCUAAUUGAAAUGUGUUGGUCAAUCCAUGUAUUAGUAAAGGAUUUUUUAACUGCAGUCAGAGUGCCUCGGAUGCUUUUUUUGGACUACCUGCCUGUACCAUGGACUUUUACACUCUGUGAGCUGGCCUUAGAGCUUUAACCCAGUGCAGCACUCCCUAUUUUUUCCUCAUUAUUACAGCUUUAUUCUCAACUUCUCAGAGAACACAGAUUUGUGGGAUAUGUUUUGAAUGUGCAGAUUUUUUUUAACAUGAACAGAGAUGUUAAUGAAACACAUAUGAACUGUUAAAGCUUGCUAAUUGAUUAAAAGGAGAUAAUGCAUCAUUGACAUGAAUAGGUGCCACAUUUAAAGAGGUUACUUCCCAAAAGAAAAGAGACAAGAUGGAAGAGUAAAUCAUAGCCUUUGUGCUUUGACAUAGCAGGGAUAACAAAAAUGAGGAAGGUUGAUGUACAGGAAAACAAAUACUUAAAGCAAUACAGAAUGCCUGAGAGCCUUACUGCAUUAUAUCCCAUUUAUAUUUUGAAUUCUGUGUUUUCCUUUACAUUAAUAAAGACAUUUCCACCUUAAAUUGGGGCACAAAAAUUCAACAGAAUGCAGAAAAUGAAGCAUUUGACACCUAAAACUUUGCAGGUGAGGACCCCAAGUCCACCCCACUUAAUGUUUCCCCCAAAUUUUGAAUCUAAAUCUGCGCCCUUGCAUAUCUGAUAUGAUGUGAUCAUAGCCUGUGACCUUCCUCAUGCUGCAGUUGUCCUAAGGCCUGCAUAGUAAUUGUUGUCAUCAGUCAUUUUCACCUUUAAUACACCAGAUAAGAGUUUUUAUCAUGAUUUAAUGUCAAGGCUGUUUUAGCAACUGAAGCCGUUGAGUAGCUCGGAGCUUUUUCAUCUACCGUCUCAAGGUUUAUAAAUGAUAACUUUGAGAUGAAUAUAAAAUUCAUCACUUUUUCUAUCUGUUGAAUUAAUGUCUUGUAUUUGAGGCUUUUGUUUUGGGGUUAGAUUCUCGGACAACAAUAGUCGCGGCUUAACAACCUUAACACAGUCGUUCCACUACCUAACAAGUCGUGACUUCUCCCCCAGAUGUAUUACAUCACAAGUUGGCACCAUCAAAGUCAGUGCUGUCGUCAUUUGAACAGCUGUGUUAAUGACACCCGUAAAAAAAUAGGGUUCACUCUCUAACUAGAUAACAGGCAGCUGGCACCGAGACAAAGGUGCCUUGAGGCUAAAUAUCAGAUGUCAGGUUACACUGGUGUUCCUGUACUUCAAGAAAAGAGUUCAAUUUGAUGUCUUAUGUGAUUAUUAUGGCUCCAUAUUAAAACAGUUAUCAGAGGACGGGACGGAAAGGGGCCAGAUGCUGAUGAUGAUGCCGGUGUCGUGAUGUUUACCCACAGCCAGACAGGUGUCAUCCUGCAGGCACUGCAAUGUGUCAGACCCUGUUGAACACCAUGUUUACUCACUAUCAUUAUGUUUGGGGGGUGAAUGCGUUAUUUGAAUAAUGAAAAAAGAAAAUUCCAAUACACGCAGCUCGGUUUGUCCCUGGCUGUAAUUUCCCUCAGAUGUUUUUUAAACCAUGUAUUUUUAAAAGAAAACUUCUUUUUUAUCACAACUUUAACAUUCAUAGCUUGUGUUGUUGGUUCAAUCUGUUGUAACAUUGUACUCACCCAAAGUAAUUGCUGAGAUCUUCUAGCGCAACAAUAUUGCUGAAAAUAGGUCAGACAUUGCAACAAAUGAUCAGACAGGUUGAAAACAAACCCCUGCUUUGGUAAAAGUUGUUUGAAAGAGAAAAUAAAGGCAAGCAAUAAGAUAAUUAUCAAGGCUGUCCAGUGUAGAUGUCAAUCACACUUUACAGACUGACUUCCUGGUUCAACUUUGACCCACCCUUCUUGCUGUAGUUGUGCACACUUUUCUUUGCAGUGAUUGCUGGCGACAUUGGCAAAUGAAUAAAGCUUCUGAUUUUCUCCCUGCUUCUAUUUGUUGCCCCAUUGGACCUGAUUUUUUUAGCAGUGUUCUCAGAUCUCAGCAGUUGUCUGGAUGAGACUUUUCCUUUAAGUUCAUCAGUUACUAGUUUGUACAUGAAUGUCUGUUUGAUGUAGUCAUAUAAUAACUCCAUGAAUUUACUUGAAGCCUGUUUUCCAGCAGAAUCCUGAGGCUUUGGGUUGUCAUCCAUCCUUUUUCCCCAACCGUCCUUUUACUGAAUAACUCUCCUUGACUCUGUCUGGGGGAUCUCAAAGUGUUUCCAGGCCUGCUGACAGAUGUAAUCCAGGAUUUCAUGUUUCCUUGUGACUUUAAAAUGAUUUCCUCUCCUGCGUAAAUCACUGCUUUUCCCUGGAAACCGUGAAUUCUCAACAUAACUGAAAUUUAAAAGGCAAAUGUUAGCAUAAUUAAUCAGAGAAUGGUGUAUAUUUCUGUUCCUACCUUUUUAAUAUAUAUUAGAUGACAUGUUGAUCUUUUUUUUUAAUAAAAUACUGAAAAAUAAAGAUUAUACAACAA
Messenger RNA from Epinephelus fuscoguttatus (brown-marbled grouper), 7705 nucleotides. It is a transcript of the gene gpc5a, whose product is annotated as glypican 5a. Gene Ontology annotation, cellular component: extracellular region; plasma membrane; cell surface. NCBI's taxonomy places the organism in Eukaryota, Metazoa, Chordata, Actinopteri, Perciformes, Serranidae. Gene Ontology annotation, biological process: cell migration; positive regulation of canonical Wnt signaling pathway; regulation of protein localization to membrane. The record is from RefSeq and is a predicted model, not a curated record. The coding region runs from base 279 to 1997 and encodes 572 amino acids. The transcript is spliced from 9 exons.